Messenger RNA from Fundulus heteroclitus (mummichog), 4021 nucleotides. Its product is annotated as zinc finger protein 224-like. Gene Ontology annotation, cellular component: nucleus. Lineage: Eukaryota; Metazoa; Chordata; Actinopteri; Cyprinodontiformes; Fundulidae. The transcript is spliced from 2 exons. The annotation marks the transcript as partial. The record is from RefSeq and is a predicted model, not a curated record. Gene Ontology annotation, molecular function: RNA polymerase II cis-regulatory region sequence-specific DNA binding; DNA-binding transcription activator activity, RNA polymerase II-specific. Gene Ontology annotation, biological process: regulation of transcription by RNA polymerase II.
UGUGGAAAAAGUUUUAGCCGAACAUCUCAUUUAAAUACACACAUGAGAGUCCAUACAGGACAGAAGCCUUUUUGUUGUGAUCUAUGUGGAAAGAGAUUUAGCCAAAUAGCAAAUUUAAAAAUACACACGAGAAUCCACACAGGACAGAAGCCUUUCUGUUGUGAUCUAUGUGGAAAAAGGUUUAGCCAAAAAGAACAUUUAAAAAUACACAUGAGAAUCCACACAGGACAGAAACCUUUCAGUUGUGAUCUAUGUGGAAAAAGUUUUAGCGAUAAAGGAACUUUAAACAAACAUAUAAGAAUCCACACAGGACAGAAGCCUUUCAUUUGUGAUCGAUGUGGACAAAUAUUUAGCCGAAAAGAAAAUUUAAACAUACAUAUGAGAAUCCAUACAGGAGAGAAGCCUUUCUGUUGUAAUCUAUGUGGAAAAAGCUUUAGCAAAAAAUCAAGUUUAAAAACACACACGAUAAUCCACACAGGACAGAAGCCUUUCUGUUGUGAUCUAUGUGGAAAAAGUUUUAGCCUAAAAGCAACUUUAAAAAGACACACGAGAAUCCACACAGGAAAGAAGCCUUUCAGUUGUGAUCUAUGUGGGAGAAGUUUUAGCCAAAAAGGGUAUUUAAAAAUACACACAAGAAUCCAUGCAGGAGAGAAGCCUUUCGGUUGUGAUCUAUGUGGAAAAAGUUUUAGCGAUAAAGGAACUUUAAACAAACAUAUAAGAAUCCACUCAGGACAGAAGCCUUUCAGCUGUGGUCUGUGUGAAAAAAGUUUCAGCGAAAAAGCAAAGUUAAACAGACACACGAGAAUCCAUACAGGACAGAAGCCUUUCUGUUGUGAUCAUUGUGGACAAAGAUUUAGCCUUAAAGAAUCUUUAAACAUACACAUGAGAAUCCAUACAGGACAGAAGCCUUUUAGUUGUGAUCUAUGUGGAAAAAGUUUCAUCCAAACAUCAAAUUUAAAUAAGCACAUGAGAAUCCAUACAGGACAAAAGCCUUUCAGUUGUGAUUUAUGUGGACAGAGAUUUACCCAAACAUCAACUUUAAAUAGACACAUGAGAAUCCAUGCAGGAGUGAAAGUGUCUCUGCGAUGAAAACCAACUCAAACACAGCUGUAGUUUGCUGACAGAUGUUUGUGCAUUGUCAUCAAACGCACAAGGAUUUCAUUUGGUAGUUUCAGCAUUUCUAUUGUAGCUAAUCUUUAGAGUUGUGUUAAAACAUUUAAUUUUAUUUAUUUUGUUCAGACUGAGCUGUAGUACAGCUGUGUUGUCAGUCUAUACACACUGCUGUAACCAUUAGACUCAUCAAGCUAAUGUAAACAGUGGCCAUAGGAUGUGCCCCGUCACGUAAUUUCUGGUCGAUCUUUCACAACAGCGACCUCUAGCUUCCUAAGUUACCCAUUUGAGUCGUAACUAUUUCCAGGAGAAUUAUUAUUAAAUCAAGUGACUUGGACAAAUUGUAUACUAAAACAAAUUUUUGUUGCCUACAACUUGUGACAGUGUCGUGAGAUUGCAGAUGGAGUAUAGAUAACAUUACAAUAUAAAGUGCAGCAGUGUUCAGAAUGUGACAGUGUAGGAGAAAAACAGUUUAAAAUAGUGGUGCAAAAAAGCAAUAAUAUGAAAGAAUUUAGUGUUGCGCAAAUAUGGUGCAAAAUGCAGUAAAAACAUUGAGUUGUAUCCUAUUUAAAUGGAUUAUUAAAGUUCGGCAACGUUGAUAGUGCACAAUAAUGGUACGAGUAUAAUGCAGAGUCCAGUUUAGAAUUCAACAGUCUGAUGGCAGCAGGGAAAAAGCUGUUACAGAACCUGGUGGAUCUGCAGAUGAUGCUGGUGAACCUCUUCCAAGAGGGCAGCAGGGAGAACAGUCCAUGGUGGGGGUGUGAGGGGUCCCUGGUGAUGUUAUGGGUUCAUGACACGCAGCACUGAGAUGAAAUGUACUUAAUGGAAGAGGAGCCCUGAGGAUCCUCUUUGCUGUCCUCACCACUCUCCUCACGUUCUUCCAGUCGGAGGCGGUGUAGCCUCCCCACUACAUACAGAGACAGCUAGUCAGAAUGCUCUCUAUGGUGCUUCUGUAGAAGGUGGUGAGGAUGGGUGGUGGCAGGUGGGCUCUUCACUGGUGCCCUCUUCACCAGUGAUGUGGUGUUCACAGACCAAGUGAAGUUGUCUGUGUCCUAAAAGUUACUGAUAUUUACUGAGCAAAUCGCUUUUUAAAAUGUUAUUUCCCCAAAUAAUGUUUAGCCUAAUUCAGGUUUGCUUUGUGAUUGGGUUGAAACACAUUAAAUGUUGUUCUAAAUUAGUUAAGCUAAUUUAACUUCAAUCCAUAUUCUUGAAGAUGAACUUUGGUUCCCUAACUUGGAUCCGCAGUAAACCAGGAUUCACUAAAUCAUUCUGAUGAUGAAUUUUAACCAUUUUAUUUGUCUUAUUUGUUUCUAUAAUGUUUACAUAGUUCUUUAGCUUCUUUUUAUCUGAAAUUUGCUCAUUAGUCUUAGCUGAGUUCCACUAGCCUAGCAGAGAGGAUUUCUUGGUUGAAAAAGUGUUAAUUCAGAUUAACAGCAUCCUAUAGUGAUGUUCAUUUAUAUCUUCUAAAGUUUCUUUCUCUGUUUUUUUACAUAUGUUUACACAAUUUGCAGUUAAAAGAAUGCCAAUGCUCAAAUCUUCCUUUCAACUAUUGUUAAAUCAGCCUUUUAUCAACCAUAAAAAACGCUUUUUUAUCAAAAUGCUAACUGAAGCUAUGUUGGUCAGCUCCAUGUAUUAAAAACACAAUGUAACCGCCUCAACACAAAACUUUCCCAGUUUGUUUCUCUGCCAAAUCUGCCAAGAGCCUUUACUUAAUUAAUUGAACCCAUAAUUGCAGAUAAAUACUGAGAAUAUGAUCUUGUGUGAUGAGACUGACUCAUGAAGCUUUCAUGAUUUUCAUUUUAUGUUCUUAUGUCACUAUUUGGUUUAGAAAUGUAAUUUAAUUUGUGUGAUUAUUCCUUAAGCAAAGGGCAAAAUGUAAUGGAAAAUUUUCUUGUGUGUUUUAAACCUUGUGCAAAACAUGACACCUUUUUAACAGAAUGGCAUAUAUAGUCUAUAUCCUGUGUUUGCAGAGAUGUAAGGUUAAUCAGAGUUCAGUAUAUCAAUGUGUGCUUACAUGUUCAUGAAGUAUUCCUAAAACUUUAUUACCUUCGUGGGUCAAAGUGAGGAGAUGAUGGUAAUUUAGAGUGGGUGAGGAGAGCUGUUUCUUCCCCAGGUUGUAGGAGGGGUUAAAGGUCAGGAGCUAAGAUGAAGCUGUUAUACGUCACAUGAGGCUCUUUGUUAGUUUCUCCAUGACAGGCACCUCCUGUUUGUGUACAUCUGUUCCCUAUAAAGACAGGGUUUGUCUUACCAGAUAUGCAUUUGGCGAAGAAUGUACCUUGAAUGCUGUUUGCCUUCAAUAAAGACCGGUCCAUGUAUUGAAAGAGUAUCUUGCUUCUUGAUUAUCAUUUUUUCAAUGACACAUUUUUUCAAACCUAAACUGAGGAGUGAAAUAAGCACCUUGUGCAGACAAUGAGGCUACAUAGAUGAGGGGAAAAUGUGACAAACCUGGUAGAAAAUAUCUAUAACGGAAUUAAUUAGAAGACUUAAAGGAAACUACUUUGGUACUUCUCAUAUUUAAAGAAGAAACUAUCAAAGAGUUACUCUAGGAUCCAUAGUGUAUCCUGUGAAACCAAACGUGUGUCAGAGGUCUGGACAUGUUGCAGCAGUCUGCAGGGGUGAAGGGAGGUGAGGUAAAUGUGGCAAAGAACAUGAUCAAUCUCAGUGUACAAAUGAUAACGUGAAAUGAUGUAACUGUGGGGCAACCAUGUUUUUUUUUUUGUAGUUGCCCCACUUGAAAACCUUGGUUCCAGCAGGUCCUGUCUGAGCUUUUGCAGUGUGGCGCUCCGUUUGUGCCAAGGUGCUGUGCUUCUCCUCAUUCACCCCAGUCCACUGCAUUCACAGCUAUGCUAUACCACUAGAGAUGUAUGGAGGCACCUUUAGAGGAUAAAACAUGUGAAUUAAUAUGUGUAAU